This is a messenger RNA of Esox lucius (northern pike), 2482 nucleotides long. It is a transcript of the gene ltv1, whose product is annotated as LTV1 ribosome biogenesis factor. The transcript is spliced from 11 exons. Lineage: Eukaryota; Metazoa; Chordata; Actinopteri; Esociformes; Esocidae. Gene Ontology annotation, cellular component: nucleus; preribosome, small subunit precursor; cytosol. The record is from RefSeq and is a predicted model, not a curated record. The coding region runs from base 170 to 1615 and encodes 481 amino acids. Gene Ontology annotation, biological process: ribosomal small subunit export from nucleus; ribosomal small subunit biogenesis.
AUCAUGGUGGAAACAGCGUGUUAGCUGUGAGGAUAGAGUCAACGUGGAUAAACAACUUUACCCAUUUCUGAAUACCAAUCCGCGUAGAUGACACCAUUUAAACGCUAGAUAAGCGUUACUAUUUCUAUUAACACCAGAAGUGUGUUCACAUCGAUCCAAUAAAAAAACAAUGCCUAACAGAAGGAAGAAGCCAUUCAUUGACAAGAAGAAAGCUGUGACCUUCCACCUGGUUCACAGAAGUCAGAGGGACCCGCUCACUGCUGAUGAGAAUGCCCCCCAGCAUGUCCUAGUAGAACAAAAGGUGGAGGUGGAGAAGAGGCAAGAGGAACAGAGGGAGUUUGGUGUAUUCUUCGAUGACGAUUACAACUAUCUGCAGCACCUGAAAGAGAAGUGUCGGACCGUAGAGUGGGCCUCGUCUGGCAGGUCACAGGGAGGCAAACGUCCCCAUGACCUCCAGGAUGGGGGGGCCGAUGACGACGAGGAGGAGGAAGAAGAAGAAGUCGAUGAUGAGGAAAAUUUUACUUCUCAGACCGUCUCUUUCAGCCUGCCCUCAUCUGUGUUUGCGUCCGAGUUUGAAGAGGAGGUGGGAAUGCUGAACAAAGCUGCACCGAUCUCAGGUCCUAGGCUGGACAUGGACCCAGACAUUGUAGCUGCUCUGGACGAGGACUUUGACUUUGAUGACCCAGACAACUUGCUGGAGGACGACUUUGUUUUGAAGGCAAAUGAUGUCAAAGGAGCUGUUGACGUGGAUGACGACGAUGAUGAAGAGUGGGAGGACACAGACGAAGACGAGAGCGACGGCGACUUUGACUCUGAGGGUGGCGUCUCUGGGGAUGAGGACGGCAAGGGGAGCCCCCGGGAGUUCAUGUUCAUGGACGAGGAGACCAAGAGUCGCUUCACUGAAUACUCUAUGACUUCAUCAGUCAUGAGGAGGAACGAACAGCUCACCCUGCUGGACGAUCGCUUUGAGAAGUUUUACGAGCAGUUUGACGAAGAUGAAAUUGGGGCCCUAGACAACGCUGAGCUGGAAGGGCAUAUCGAGCCUGACAGUGCUCGUCUAGAGGAGGUCAUCAAAGACUACUUCAAACAGAAGAAGUUAGACUACCAGAGGCCCGAUGACCUGGGUCCUAAAGUUCUGCCAGUGGUUAGGGAGGAGGAAGACACUGAUGAAGAUGAUGAUGAGCAGGAGAUGGAGGCCAUUGUUCUGGAGGCACCAGCAGAGAAGUGGGACUGUGAGACCAUUAUCAGUACCUAUUCAAAUUUGUAUAACCAUCCAAAGGUCAUCAAAGAUCCACCAAAGGCUAAGCCCAUCCGAGUGUCCACCAAAACAGGCAUUCCUCUGGAAGUACUUCCCAGGAGGGGCCUGACAGCCAAGCAGGCAGAACGCAUGGAACGGAUUAACGACUCGGACCUGCCCCGUGUCGCCACACAGCCCCGCCCCCGCGAGGAGAGCAAGGAGGAGCGGAGGGCCAGGAAGCAGGCUAUCAAAGAGGAGCGCAAGGAACGAAGAACAGAAAAGAAGGCUAACAAACUGGCUUUCAAACAGGAAAAGGUCUAUCAAGAAAAACAAAUGUUGAGCCUGCGUGUUAAUGUCCAGGGUCUAAAGCUGUCCUAGCUGCCCGGACGGACCACAACAUGUAUACCAGACAUUGUGCUUGCCACAUUUACUGAGUGUUGAUUGGCAGCAACCCUACAACAGCACAGUUAAACCCCAAUAUAAGAGGAGUAUGGGUGGUCUGCCUUUGUUGUGGAGUGUUCAGAGAUUUAGCUAUAUCCUCGUCCCAGAUUGCUUUGUGCUUUUCCCAAGUCCUAUGGUCUUCCUAAUGAUUGUCAUGGUUAGUGUGAUACCACACAAAGUUCUGGAACCAGGGUAAUUCAGCACAUUUUGGAGAUUGUUCUAACUGUUCCAUAGUUAAGGCAAUCUUUAGCUUGUUGUUCAAUAACAAUUUGUACCUUAAACAAUAAAGGUAAAUAUUAUUCUGCAGUUUUGGUGAAAAAUCUUCAGAAUUCUAAAUAUGGGAUAUUUGGUGAAACGUGACAUUCAUUUGAUAAUUGCAUAACCAAUAACCUCUUAAAAAAUCUUUGACUCCAGAGUAAAGUUUAAUGAAGACUUUCAGACAUUAGAACUGGAGAUUGACCACACACAAAACCAUACAAAUACAACAACCAAUCAAGAAAUACGGAAAAUAAUCAUAUACAAAGUGUCACUAAUUAUGUAUUCAGAUUUGAUCCAUGGAAGUUUGAUCCAUACAGGGUAUCUUUACAGAAUAUGUCAUGUGAGAUGGUCACAAAUGUAAAUAAAGUUGUUCCCAGGCAUUCCAUUAAUCCAGUAUUACAGGUUGACAAAUGUUGGCAGAGCUGCCCCAUUGUUUUCCGUACAUAGCUGUGGAAUGCUGUGCAUUGGCCCUUUUAUAGGCUUUGAGCAUGUGUACCUUAUUUUGUCACACCUCACCUUCAUGUAGUAAAAAUAUGAGGCAUGUUU